GCAAAAUCUCACACUAGUCGUUUUUAGCUAGCUACCACAACUAAAACAAGGAACAUGGUUCAGGAAUUUCAUGUCCUAAGAUGCUGUUCGUGUCAAACCUACCAAGUGCAACAGGUUAAAAAGAGCAAAAAAUGGAACUGCAAGCUGUGUGGGGAAAAGCAGUCGGUCAUUAAGGAGUUUGGUCGUGGCUCUGGAGUGGAUUGCAGACGUCAUGUUCAGAAGGCCAAUGCCAGGCGUGGAGAGAUACUUGAAGAGCAGGACCAGAAAGCCUGGUCACGAUGGGAGGAGGUGGAUGAUGUGGCUGAAGAAGAGGUUGUAGAAAAAGCUCAGGAGUGUUGUGACCAGAAUGCAGAAGAGGCUAAUGGGAGUCGCUGGAGUAAAUACCUGCAGACGAGCGAUGAAGGGGCGGGUCAAGAACAGGCUGAGGAAGAGAAUGUUUACAUGGACAGAAACCAUCUCCAAGGCAACAUAAAUGUCAGAUUGAGCAUAGGUAUUUGUGACAGCAUGGAUUAUUGUGGCCCAACAGAAAGAGGAAGAGAGGUAGAGGGGAGAAUGAGGGGAGGGGAUAUCACAGUGGAGAAGAGGACACCAUGCCUCCUACACAAGGCUGGAGGACGAAAGGGAAGUCAGCUAAUCCGCCACAACACAACAGACCCCCCAGCUCAUUGGCCCCUGUACAGUGGUCUCCCAAACAGUCAACUCCCUGCAGACCACCAGUCCCAGCUUACAGCAAACCCCAUACUGUAAUUGAACCACCCUCAACUACCAGCAGCAAACUCUCUUCAACCUCAGUCCCCUACAGAGCAAAUGCAGCGACGACCUCGCAACCUUCUGGAUCCUCGGGUACUGCAGUGUCACAGACCUCCAAAUGGGCCCAGUUCCUAACUGCCUCUCCUGAGGAAGAUGAGACCAACUGGAGUGGUAGUACAACGCAUAUGGAGUUCCAAACCGCUGGUUCAAUGUUCUCAAAUGUGGUGCUCAAACACCAGAACUAUAUAAAAGCCUCUUUUGGACAACCGGCCUGUAGUGGUAUUUCCAAAUUGGCUGGGCUAGGUGGGGGUAGUGGUUUUCUGGGGAAGAGCACCAGGAAGACAUUUGAUAGGCUGAAGUCGACUAUCCCCCAUUAUGGAUUUGGGCAGGCUGCCGAGAGCGAAGGAGGUCCUGCCCAUAUGACGUUACCGGAGGAGAGCGAAGCACCAGUCUGUCAUCAGCCCCCGCCCACCAAGCACCCAUGCCCUACCCUCUCUCUGGGGACCCUGUUCUACACGGAUGACGACUUUGAUGACACUUUUUAAAAGCCAUGUAAUGGUUGCUCUUUUUUUGUGCAUCUAUAUACGAAGUGGCCUACUCUGUCAACAAGUCUGAAUAUUUUGUAAUUAACAUUUAAUGCAUUAAUCUCUGGAUUUUGUCUAAUAGUUCAUGGUUGCAAUAAAUGAUUAAACAAUAAAUGAUUAAACGAGACAGUAUGAAAAUCCAA
Molecule: messenger RNA, 1477 nt
Organism: Salvelinus namaycush (lake trout)
Lineage: Eukaryota; Metazoa; Chordata; Actinopteri; Salmoniformes; Salmonidae
Product: MRN complex interacting protein
Exons: 7
Coding region: 55-747 (230 amino acids)
Biological process (GO): mitotic G2 DNA damage checkpoint signaling
Cellular component (GO): nucleus
Molecular function (GO): chromatin binding
Source: RefSeq, a predicted model, not a curated record